Molecule: messenger RNA, 7489 nt
Organism: Homo sapiens (human)
Lineage: Eukaryota; Metazoa; Chordata; Mammalia; Primates; Hominidae
Gene: GTPBP10
Product: GTP binding protein 10
Exons: 10
Coding region: 27-1190 (387 amino acids)
Biological process (GO): mitochondrial large ribosomal subunit assembly
Cellular component (GO): mitochondrial matrix; nucleolus; chromosome
Molecular function (GO): GTPase activity; magnesium ion binding; GTP binding
Source: RefSeq, marked validated
AGAAGGUUUCCUGGCCUGUUGCAGCCAUGGUGCAUUGCAGUUGCGUGUUGUUCAGAAAGUAUGGAAAUUUCAUCGAUAAGCUAAGACUCUUCACCAGGGGAGGAUCCGGUGGAAUGGGUUAUCCUCGUUUAGGUGGAGAAGGUGGAAAAGGUGGUGAUGUCUGGGUUGUAGCCCAGAACAGAAUGACUUUAAAACAACUUAAAGACAGGUAUCCUCGGAAACGGUUUGUGGCUGGAGUAGGAGCAAACAGCAAAAUUAGUGCACUGAAAGGCUCCAAAGGAAAAGACUGUGAAAUCCCUGUGCCUGUGGGUAUUUCAGUAACUGAUGAAAAUGGUAAAAUUAUAGGAGAACUCAAUAAAGAAAAUGACAGAAUUUUGGUAGCUCAAGGAGGUCUUGGUGGUAAAUUACUUACAAAUUUCUUACCAUUGAAAGGCCAGAAACGAAUAAUUCACCUUGAUCUAAAACUUAUAGCUGAUGUAGGCCUAGUAGGAUUCCCAAAUGCUGGAAAAUCCUCUUUGCUAAGUUGUGUUUCUCAUGCAAAACCUGCAAUUGCAGAUUACGCAUUUACAACAUUAAAGCCUGAACUUGGAAAGAUAAUGUACAGUGAUUUCAAACAGAUAUCAGUAGCUGAUCUUCCGGGUUUAAUAGAAGGAGCACAUAUGAACAAAGGAAUGGGCCACAAAUUCCUCAAGCAUAUAGAAAGAACUAGACAACUACUUUUUGUUGUUGAUAUUUCUGGAUUUCAGCUUUCUUCUCACACUCAAUACAGGACAGCUUUUGAAACCAUAAUACUGCUUACAAAAGAGUUGGAAUUGUACAAAGAGGAACUUCAGACAAAACCUGCACUCUUGGCAGUUAAUAAAAUGGACUUGCCAGAUGCCCAAGAUAAGUUCCAUGAAUUGAUGAGCCAGCUCCAGAAUCCUAAAGAUUUUCUGCAUUUAUUUGAAAAAAACAUGAUUCCAGAGAGGACUGUAGAGUUCCAACAUAUCAUCCCCAUAUCUGCAGUUACUGGAGAAGGAAUCGAAGAAUUAAAGAAUUGUAUAAGAAAGUCACUGGAUGAACAGGCCAACCAGGAAAAUGAUGCACUUCAUAAGAAACAGUUGCUUAAUUUGUGGAUUUCUGAUACAAUGUCUUCUACUGAGCCACCAUCAAAGCAUGCUGUUACUACUUCCAAAAUGGAUAUAAUUUAAAUAUAUUAAAAAUGGUAUUGAUGGAACAGUAUUUAAUGCUUAAAAACAAGGAAAUCCUUUCAUCUGUGACAACCUGGAGGACAUGUUAAGUAAAAUAAGCCAGGCUUAGAAAGACAAAUGCUGCAUAAUCUCACUGUGGAAUCUUAAGUUGAACUCAUAGAAGGAGAGAAUAGAAUGGUGGUUAUCAAGGGCUGGUGGGGCAGUGGAGGAUUGAGGAGAUAUUGGUCAAAAUUUACAAAAUUUCAGUUAGACAAGGCAACUGAGUUCAAGAGAUCUGUUGUACAGCUUGGUGACUGUAAUUAACAACAAUGUAUUUUGAAAGUCACUGAGUAAAUUUUAAGUGGUUUUUCCAAAAAAGCACAUAAGGUAAUGCACGUUAAUUAGCUAUAUUGAGCCAUUCCACAAUGUAUAGAUAUUUCAAAACAUGUUACACAUGAUAAAUCCAGUUUUUCUACGUCAUUUUUUAAAAUUAUAUUUAAUUUUUUUAUUUUGAAAGUUUUUUCACAGAUCUUUUUUUUAGUAUUAUUACCUUCUGAUAUAUGUGUCAUUAUUGAAGAACCAUACCUUUUAAAGUUAUUAUUUUGUAAUUAAGUAUGUCAACAGUAAAAAAUAACCAGUGGCCAGGCAUGGUGGCUCAUGCCUGUAAUCCCAGCACUUUUCGGAGGCCGAGGAGGGCAGAUCACUUGAGGUCAGGAGUUCAAGACCAGCCUGGCCAACAUGGCGAAACCCCGUCUCUACUAAAAAUAUAAAAAAUUAGCCAGGCAUAGUGGCGCAUGCCUGUUGUAGCCCCAGCUACUCAAGAGGCUGAGGCAGGAGAAUUGCUUGAACGCGGGAGGUGGAGGAUACAAUGAACCCGAGGUCGCGCCACUGCACUUCAGCCUGGGUGACAGAGCUAGACUCCAUCUCAAAAAAAAAAAAGAGCUAAAAAAUUACAUUUUACAAGUUUAUGGCCAGCCCACCUGUAAUAACAUUCUCUGAUAUUCCUUUACUUAGGAUGUCCCUAUUGAGAUCAUUUUUUAAAUUUAUGUGGAAGGAUUCUCUAGAUUAUUAUUAGAAUGAGCAAUUCAGUUUUGUUUGUUUUUGAGCCUGUCUUGUACCUGGUUGCACUAAAUAUAUAAUAGUUAUCUUUUGUGGAGACCUUAAAACCCUAAAUUUGAAUACAUGUUCAAUGAUAGUAAAGAUAUGACAGAAACUAGAAGAUAGCUGUUUAUGAUUUGAGCUUUUGGAAAAUUUUCGUUUCUUGAAUGUAAUAGUAUUUUUUCCUGAAUUGGAGGAGACUGAUCUAUAUUGUUUCAUUUUUCUUUUGUCCUAGUCUAUUUCACUUUCUUUUGUCAUAAUCUAUUUAAUUUCCCACUUUCUUAUUUUAGUAAAGAGAGAAUAAAUAGCAAGUGCAGGCCAGGCAUGGUGGUGCAGGCCAGACAUAGCGGUACAUGCCUGUAAUCCUAGCACUUUGGGAUGCCAAGGCGGGAGGAUUGCUUGAGCCCAGGAGUUCAUGCCUGAGCAACAUAGCAAGACCCUGGCUCUCUAUAAAACAGAAAACGCAAACUUUAAUAUUAUCAACAAUCAAUAUAUUAUAAGAGAUUGCAAUUUCUAAGUUUCUACCUGAGUGUUUCACAAAUACAAACUGGACAUUUUCCCUUUAAAUGAGUUUUAUUAUAAAAUGUACAUAUUGAUUGUAAAAACAAAAAAUUCAAAUAGUACAAAAGCAUAUAAGUAACUAAUAAAAGCUCCCUUUCUGCAUUAGGCCCCUCAGUUCUUCCCAGGGAAAAUGAUUAAUAGUUUACAUUCUUGCAGAAAUUUUUUAUGUAUAAAUUUUUACCCAAAUGAAUUCAUUAUAUAAAUUUUUUCCAACUUAGUGUUUUUUUACAUAAUAGUAGCAAGUUAAAAAAUUGUACUUCAGGCCAGGCACGGUGGGUCACGCCUGUUAAUCUCAGCACUUUGGGAGGCUGAGGCAGGAAGACCACUUGAGGUCAGGAGUUCAAGACCAGCCUGGCCAACAUGGUGAAAACCCAUCUCUACUAAAAUACAAAAAUCAGCUGGGCAUGGUGGCGCAUGUCUGUAAUCCCAGCUACUCGGGAGGCUGAGGCAGGAGAAUCGCUUGAACCCGGGAGGCGGAGGUUGCAGUGAGCUGAGAUUGCGCCAUUGCACUCCAGCCUGGAGGACAAGAGGGAGACUUCCUCUCAAAAAACAAAAUAUUGUACUUCAAAAAAUUAUUCUUCAAUGCUAUUUUUAAAUUACUAGAAAUUAUUUUGGAAUUUAAUGUUGCAUACAGCCUGAGAUAUGGCUGUUCACCCUUUGGUAAAGUAUUAAAGAAAAAUAAUGCAUUGUUCUCAGCUUAAAUUUUUUUCUGAUUUGACAACAUGAGUGAUGUUUUCCCAGUAUUAUUUCAAUUAUAUUUGUUUUAUUUUCUGUUCCUCACUCCUACCUCUCAUUCCAGUCCCCAAACUGGCUUUUCUUUUAUUUCUUUUUUCUUCAUUGCUGAUGUAUUUAUUGAGCAAUGUCCUGUAUCAGGCACUGUCCAAGGUGCUGUAUGUGCCAUGUUGAAGAGAACAGACAGGACCUACUGUCCUUGUAUAUCUUGCCUUUGAUAACAGAAACUGCAGGGGAUUGGAAUAGCCUCUUUACAAGAAAAGAAUAAGAGUGAGGAAAAGCGUUUGGAAUUUAUAGUGAUCACAGUGACCAGGUUUUGUAUUGGGUAUGUUUUACAUUUGUAACUUCAGUGCUAUUUUUUUUUAAGCUCCAUUGUUUUCUAAAUGUAAACAAGUAUCAAUGUAAGGACAGUUUCAUCAGGUGAAUAUCAGAAGUACUGACACCAUAAUCUCAUUUUGCACUGUGGCAAAGGGUAGUAGAUGUGUGUUCAGGAUUAUUUGCUCUGUCAGUAGUGCCCAGGGUGCCACUCCAUGACUAACCGAAACAUUUUAUUAUGUGACUCACUAAGAUGUUCAAUUCAUUAGUAUUUUCUGGUUACUCAAAGUGUACUCUAUGUACCUUUUUUUGACCUUUGAUUUUUAUUCUGAUGGAGAAGAUCAGAUUCCUUUUUUAUCUUAUAAAAAAUAAUUUUGAAACAAAGACUUAUUUUGAAGUAAGUCUUUUAACAUUAUCUCAGAUGCAUUUUAUUUUGUCCUUAAGUAAGACUUUUCAUUUUUACCUUUCAAAAUGCAAUUUUCAAAAUAUAUGCUUUUUUGAAACACUUAUUAUGUUACUGAAUAACCAGAGUAUUAAAUUCAAUGUACAGCAAAUUUUUACAAAGUCCCAGUAGUUCUUGCAGAGCUUUCUAUAAUAUCAGAUUUAUUUACCAUCAUGAAAUAUGUUUAUACAGUAUUAAGUAUAUUGUACUAUGAAGUUGGACCUGCACACUGAAAAAUUCCAAAAUACCUAUUAUGUUGUGCUUUUUGUGAUAUAUAUUCAUAUUAUUAUUUGUCAUAACAAGGUGAACUUUUUUAAAAUGGUAAACAUGUAUUAGUUACAUAAUCAGGAAAAAAGUCAUCUUUUAUAAUGAGAAAAAUUAGGUCAAGGAUAUUUCAGGUUUUAUCCAAUUAGAUUUCUUGUAAAGUUAUGUGUUUUCUUUUAUCUCAGUGCUUAUUUGCUUUGCAAGGAUGAAGGUUAGAGAUUCCUUUCAGUAGUUAAUGAAAGCUACAGACUUGUCUUGCCGAAAAAUGUACAUAAACACAUAAACUAUUUUCCAAGCAGUUUCACAGUGUUUGCAAAGUUCAGAUUGAAAACCCAGUUUUACAAAUCCCAUCUACAAAUUUGCAUUGUCAUUAAGAUAUAUUAAAAAUAAUUUUUCAAAGCAACAGCACAGAUGCACUUUAAAACUGUAGCUUAAAAAUAAAAAUUAGUAAUAUAACUUGUGUAAACCUACACAAAAGAUAAAAGAUAUCUUAUUGCAAAAAUAGGGCAACAUUUUGUUUUAAAGACCAAAUAGUGAAUUGAAUUUAAUGCAUAUCUUUAAAUCCUUAAUAGUAUCUCAAAUCUGGUUUAAAUCUGUCUCUCCUUAACGGAAUAGAAAGUGAAACAAAUCCAGAAAUCUUGUUCGAGUACAUGGUCUGUGCUAGUAAUCAUAUCUAAAGUGGUAAUGUUACCAUAUGCUGGGUACUGGGCUGAGUAAAUCACAUAUUUUAACUUAUUUAAACACUGCACUGUAUUGCCUGCUAGCGAUGUCAUUUUUUUAAAGUUGGAUGGUGAAUACAUGAGUUGUUUUUUAAACUCUUUUGGGAGCCUAAAAAAUUUGAAUUUUUUUUUUUCCCCCCCCAGACGGAGUCUCGCUCUCUUGCCAGGCUGGAGUGCAGUGACAUUAUCUUGGCUCACUGCAGCCUCUGAUUCCCUGGUUCAAGCAAUUCUCCUGCCUCAGCCUCCCGAGUAGCUGGGAUUACAGGCAUCCACCACCACGUCCAGCUAAUUUUUGUAUUUUUAGUAGAGACGGGGUUUCACCAUGUUGGCCAGGAUGGGAAAAUUUUUUAAAAGACAUUUAUUAAAAAAAAAUGUCUAUGCCUUAUCAAAGUUUAUAACUCAAGAAUUAAUGAGAUAAACAGUGGACAAAAAGUGUUGGCAGAUAACAUGCAUAAUUUUAAUUAAAAGUUAAGCAGUGAAAAAUAAACAUCUUUUUUUCUUAAAGAGAUAUUUCAUAUCUGUUCUAUUUGUUUAGUUUUAUUUAUUCUUUUUAGAGACAGGGUCUCUCUGUGGAGUGCAGUGGCAUGAUUAUAGCCCUCUGCGGCCUCAAUCUUCAGGGCUUAAGUUAUCCUCCUGCCUCAUCCUCCCAAGUAGCUAGGACUACAAGUGUGUGCCACCAUACCUGGCUAAUUUUUAAAAACUAUUUUGUAGAGACAGGGUCUUACUAUGUUGCCCAGAGUGGUCUUGAACUCCCAUCCUCAUGGAAUCCUCCCACUUCAGUCUCUGAAAGUGCUAGGAUUAUAGGCAUGAGCCAUUUAUGCCCAGCCAGUUUUCUUUUUUCUAAUUGAAGCUUGGCAAGCAGAGGGAAAUGUAUUAGGGAAAUAGCUUUAGUUUUGAGUGGGUGUCAGUAGCCAGCUGAAGAAAAAGCAAAAUGAAAUAGGUAGUAGAAAUGAGAAAGGGAGAGAGGGAAGAAGAAAAAAAUGGAUGUUGGAAAGUUGUUGCAUGUCUCUCUGGAUAGCUCAGAAGUAUCAGUUGUGGUUAUUGCCUCACUUGGCUUUUGUAAGCAUGAAAAAGCCAGGGACAAUUUCAACUACCAUUUCUGACCAUCAUCAACCACAAAUUUUAGGCAAUUUGUUAGAAUUUUUUUUAAAUGUUCUUAAUAGUUGUUGGGUACCUGGGAGAUUUCAGAGAAAGUAAUCACCUUUGUAUAUAUUAUUAAUGUGUUUAUAAUAGAAAUUAAAUUCUUUGGGAUGUACAGGUAAGAUAAGCUAUGUGAAGCAUAGCUGUUAUCCAAGUCGUGUGCCUUUGAAAUACUUGGAAUUUGAAGAACAGGACAUGCAGCUUAUGUUAUAAUUAAUUUGCGAGCAAUAUAUGGCAUGAUAGUAUUUUCUUAUCUAAAUUCUGAGUGCAUUGAAAGUUUAAAGCAAAGGACAAAAGCUUCCUUUGUUCAUGGCCCAUAUUCCAGUAUAUUUUUCUGAAACUGCCAAUAUUUUCUGAUCGGUACUUUCAUUUUUCUAGUUGGUUACCAAAUACUGUUAUUGGUAUUAUUUCUAUAUAAAAGGCUUUAAGAAGACUAUAGUAUAAUUUUCUUAAGAAAAAAGACAUGAUUAUAAGCUAAAAUAUGCCUUCGGUUUUGUGUGCUACAAAUUGAGGGAGAUUGAGAAUAUUUUAAAUCAAGGGCAGACAUUGAGUAAAAGCUUAUGACUUUGGAUGGAUUUGAAACAUGAUUAAAUGACAGAGUAAAUAAAAGCCCCUAGUCAAGUGAAUUCUAAUGGGGGAAAUAAGAGGACUAUAUAAAAAUUGAACCUCUGUUUUGAAAACAAAUCUUUCCAGGAAGUGGUACCACUCUGGGGUCAAGAGAAAUUGUAAGAACAAUAAAAUGAGCACACAUGACCUUCCUUUCCUAUAAAAAUAUGAAGCAGAAAACUCCCCCAUGAUUUCCUCAUGUUGCUUAGAAUAGUGUGUAUUUCAGAACUUUUCCAUUUAAUAUUUUUGGACCACAGUUGACUGAAACUGAGGAUGGGAGGAAGGGAUGCUUAAAACCUUGGAUAGUACCAAACCCUAUAUAUAUUAUGUUUUUUUCUAUAUAUACACAGCUAUGAUAAAGUUCAUAAAUUAGGCACAGUAAGAGAUUAAAAAUAUUAAAUUGGGCCAAUUAAUAUAUUGUAAUAAAAGCUAUGUUAAUGUGG